UACACUUCGGAUCUUCUAACAUCGGGUGGAAUCAAAUACGCGUUUUCGUCCGUUUGCCCAACACUCUCAUUUUGGAAAAGGUCCUUAGAAGUCAGUCACAUUUAAUUUUCACGUAACUGAAAAAUCAACAAUCGGGAAAGCCUUUAGCUUCUUUUAAUCGAUGAUGAAAUGAAUGCGCAGUUGUUGUAAGAAAAGUGUAAUAAUAGAUUGAAAAUUAUCGUGUUCGAUUCGAAUGAAAAUUUCAUACUGCAUUUUGGAAGCCGAAUUUAUGACACGCAAUUCGGAUUGGAGGUCGACGUAACGAGUGUACUGAACUUGCAUAGGCAUCGGUAUCCAUUGUGGCAGGCUGCGUGUUGAAGUCCUUUUCCUGAAAGGUAUUAGAUAAAGAUACAAGUUUCUGAAUGCAUUUGUUUGAUUCGUUCAAUUUCUGUCCAGGUGAUUAUACAAUUCUUGUUCUGAGAGCACAUGUGCGGGCUAAGAUUUAAAACGCGAAACAGUCCGUCUCAAAAGACGUCGCUUCGUUGGGGCGAUAGCUGUUACGGGUCAGUUGUUUAAGCAACUCAACAACAUGAUUAUGUUAUCUUCAACACUGUAUCAGUAAUAAUACAUAUCAUUCCAAACAUAUCUAACGAAUUAUAUUUAACGGUUGAAGAGAAGUGCUAAGACCCCUUCAGAAAUAUCCACCAGAAAAUCUAUUUUUCAUAAUUAGUGAAAGAGAAAUUUUAAUAAAUAAAAAAGUUUCUAAAAUCCAGGAUCGGAAAAGUUUAUUUUUAGUCCUAAUGUAAACUGCUGUGUAUAAUAAAGUGCAUCUGUAUUAAAGCAAAAUAUUUUCAAACCUAGUUCAAAGCUUUAUAUAAAAAGUGAAAGUAAAAAUGAAUUGCAACAUUAAAGAUAAAAUAUCUGUGAUGUGUCUUACAAUUAAGUAAUUAGAAGUGUGCGCGCGGAAGGAAGUGAGGAGUCCAGUUUGCUAUAACUAAACAAAAAAUUGAAUCAACCAAGAAACACCAUUUCCGUUGAAUUUUUCAUAUUCCUAUCACUCCAGAGUUUCCACUCAGUUUUGGGAGUCCUUCACGGAGAUUAGACAACCCAAAAAGUCUCAACAAUCUCUAUAUUCGGAUUUCAUUGCAAUUUAGCAAAAGCUGUGUCUCCAUCAAAAUGAUUAACAUCGCAGGUGUCGUAAGCAUCGUUCUUUUCUAUCUCCUGAUUUUGGGUGUUGGCAUAUGGGCAGGACGAAAGAAGGAAGAAGGCAAUGACUCGGAAGAGGAGGUGAUGCUGGCAGGAAGAUCGAUUGGCUUGUUUGUUGGCAUUUUUACAAUGACAGCCACUUGGGUGGGUGGUGGUUAUAUAAAUGGAACAGCCGAGGCGAUUUAUACUUCGGGCCUGGUAUGGUGCCAGGCUCCUUUCGGAUAUGCUCUAUCACUCGUCUUUGGUGGCAUAUUCUUCGCAAACCCAAUGAGGAAGCAGGGAUACAUCACAAUGUUGGAUCCGUUGCAGGAUUCGUUUGGCGAGCGGAUGGGAGGACUAUUGUUCUUGCCAGCUUUGUGUGGUGAAGUGUUCUGGGCUGCAGGAAUUCUAGCAGCUUUAGGUGCCACCCUCUCUGUCAUCAUUGAUAUGGAUCACAGGACAUCGGUUAUAUUAUCUGCAUGCAUUGCUGUUUUUUAUACGCUUUUUGGUGGACUAUACUCAGUCGCUUAUACUGACGUUAUACAGCUCUUUUGUAUAUUCAUUGGAUUAUGGUUAUGCAUACCCUUCGCUUGGAGCAAUGAACACGUUCAGAGUCUGUCCGAUAUGAAUGUGGAUUGGAUUGGUUCGGUGGAUCCGCAGGACUACUGGUUCUAUUUAGAUUACGGUCUACUGCUUAUAUUUGGAGGAAUUCCAUGGCAGGUAUAUUUUCAACGAGUACUCUCAAGUAAGACUGCAGGGCGCGCACAGGUCUUAUCGUAUGUUGCGGCGUUUGGAUGUAUAUUAAUGGCUAUCCCACCGGUUCUUAUUGGAGCCAUUGCCAAGGCUACAGCAUGGAACGAAACAGGCUACACUGGCCCUUACCCUCUAACAACGGAUCAGACUAGCAUGAUCCUUCCAAUGGUUUUACAGUAUCUCACUCCUGAUUUUGUAUCGUUCUUUGGUUUGGGAGCAGUUUCGGCAGCUGUGAUGUCUUCAGCCGACUCUUCUGUGCUCUCGGCAUCAUCUAUGUUUGCACGAAAUGUAUAUAAACUGAUAUUUAGGCAGAAUGCAUCUGAAAUGGAGAUCAUUUGGGUAAUGAGGGUAGCAAUCGGUGUUGUUGGAGUAUUAUCGACGGUAAUGGCUUUGACGAUACCUUCGAUUUAUGGCCUAUGGUCUAUGUGCUCAGAUUUAGUAUACGUCAUCCUAUUUCCACAGCUUUUAAUGGUGGUACAUUUUAAAAAUUAUUGCAACACUUAUGGGAGCUUAUCAGCGUACAUAGUAGCCUUUUUCGUACGACUGUCCGGUGGUGAGCCCCUGAUGGGUUUGCCAGCAUUCAUUCACUACCCGGGCUAUGAUCCAGUUCAGGAGAAGCAACUUUUCCCAUUCAGGACAAUGGCGAUGUUGUUAAGUUUAAUUACGCUGGCAGGAGUCUCAUGGUGGACAAAGAUGAUGUUCGAAUCAGGGAGACUGGCUCCUGGUUACGACUACUUCCGCUGUGUGGUGAAUAUACCAGAGGAUGUUCAGAGAGUUGGUGAACCAUCGGAAGCGGGUGAGCAGAUGUCCAUGAUGGGAGGACAAAUGGGACGAAAUUACGCUGCCACAAUGGUCGGUAAAGACGAGAGGAAUGGUCGGAUAAAUCCUGCUCUUGAACCAGAUGAUGAUUUACCAGUUGUCGAAGCACAAAAGAAUUUACAAAGUAGUAGUGGAGGAGGUGGACAAAAGGUCGCAAUUCCAAGCACAGAUCAAGGGCAUACUGCCUUCUAAUGCAAUGUAAAAUAGACAAUGGUUGCAGGUAAAAACGAAGGUAACUACAUUAGAAAUCAACUUGAAAAGAGAAGAGACUUAAAGAAAUUCAUAUAUACAGACACAUACAUAUACAUAUCUAUGAUCUUGAUCCUCUGAUUUCGAAAUAGGAAAGAAUUUAUUUGGAGAUUCUGAAAUUAUUUUCCUGUUUAAUCCUGAAUUAAUUAGUUUGAGUAGUAAUUAUGACUCUUAUCAAAUGUUUACUCAACUAUUGAGGUCAAAUUUCAUUGAUCCUUUCAAAUCAGUGCAUAACUUUGAAGGUUUUAUUUUUAUUUAUUUAAAUUACUUGAAAUUCUUUAGAUAUUUCAACCUUUAAGCCUGGCUUAAUGUAAAAUUCUAGAUGGUUGAAAAAUUGGUUUCUACCCUAGCGACUAUAGCCAUAGAACUGCAGUAAUUUAAGUAAGUACCUAACUAAAAAACUGAUAGGUGAAUUCUACACGAAAUAUAAAAGAAUUUAUAUAGAGAAAUUAUAUAAAAUGUAAAAAAGGCAACGGUUACAUAUCAACUAAAAAUCAAGCGAGCUAGGAUAAUGCAUCAAAACAUAUCAUCUACGUAAAAAUUUGAAUAAUGUAAUCAAUCACAAACACAUACCUAUUUUAGGCUGGAAACUAGGACAUGCUAGUGAUUUUAACGUAGUACCAUUUGGGUGGUUCUUAAUUAUGUAUUGGAGAUACACAUAUGUAGCUAAAGUCCAGUUGAUUUACCAAAGUAAACGCUUAUAAUCUAGUCUCCUAUAAUUUUUGUUGAAUUAGGCUAAGUAGGAUGAAGGAAUGAUGGUUGAAAACGUGAUUUUGAUGACGCCACAUUGAAUUUAAUUUAGGUUGCUUCCAUUUCACUCCUUUGUAAACUACCUGAAACUUGUUCUAAACAAUUAAAUGAAGAUACAUAUAUAGCUUUAUUUUUCUAAAAAUCUAAAGAUACAAGUGGAUUAUCGCACAUCAAGGACAAUACUGAAUAGCAUGCAUGCACUGCUUUCGGCUGACAAAUAACAAAUCUUGAGUUUUCGUAAUACGAUGCAGUACUUGUGCUUUGAUUGUUUCUCAUUAAAACUGAAGAUAUUUUGUUGGAGUUAGUUCCUCCUUAGCUCACUGUACUAUCUUUCUAUUGUUGUUCGAUUUGUUGUUAUUCAAUUUAUCCUCUUAGGUAAUGAUGUUCGGUUUUAUUUAAUGCUCAUUUUGAUCCUGAAGUGAAUCCUGAAAUUAAUCUAUUGACAAUGAACUAUUCUUCUAGUUGUGCCUAUGCUCUUUGUACUUAAAUCAGAGAAGAUUCUUUAAAGAGGGUUGCAAAGUCCUUGCUUGGUGAGGUUCUCGUAAAGUUACCGUUGAAGUAAUGGUGAAUAAACUUUUGCGCUGGAGACCUUAUGAUAGAACUAACAAUCUUUCAUACAGAUCUAAUAAAAUUAUUUAAAAAUUAUGGAGCAUCCUUAAACCUUAUUAGAAUCGAUUCGAUGUCUGUCUGU
Hermetia illucens (black soldier fly) is the source of this 4426-nucleotide messenger RNA. It is a transcript of the gene ChT, whose product is annotated as high-affinity choline transporter 1. The coding region runs from base 1156 to 2928 and encodes 590 amino acids. The transcript has 11 exons. Gene Ontology annotation, cellular component: plasma membrane. Gene Ontology annotation, molecular function: choline:sodium symporter activity. NCBI's taxonomy places the organism in Eukaryota, Metazoa, Arthropoda, Insecta, Diptera, Stratiomyidae. The record is from RefSeq and is a predicted model, not a curated record. Gene Ontology annotation, biological process: choline transport; acetylcholine biosynthetic process; transmembrane transport.